Monopterus albus (swamp eel) is the source of this 3161-nucleotide messenger RNA. RefSeq names its product four-jointed box kinase 1 (gene fjx1). Lineage: Eukaryota; Metazoa; Chordata; Actinopteri; Synbranchiformes; Synbranchidae. Gene Ontology annotation, biological process: cell-cell signaling. The record is from RefSeq and is a predicted model, not a curated record. The coding region runs from base 391 to 1674 and encodes 427 amino acids. The transcript has a single exon.
GCCGACACAGCCACAAAUCACACGCACCCAGCAAACUGUUGAAAGAGGGGCACGCUGAGAAUCGGAGAGGCGAACACGGACAGAAAGCGCCUACGAUGCUGGUGGGUUGCAAUGUAGAAGGCAACCACCGUGAGGAUCCAAAUGAGGAGAGGCACGACGCGGCAUCUGAACAGGACGGGGGAUGAGAUGCACACUGUUUCUGAGACCCUAUUCUUCCUGUGAUUUUAAACUGUCCGCCUGGGAGCCACAGGGCUCGGGAAGUGUACGGGACACGGGGCGCACAGCAGCCUCUUCGGGUCAGCUGUGGAUUAAAGGCACUAGGCUCUUUUUGCAGCUUGCUUGAAUCUGCUGGACCUCUGUAAGUCUCUGAAAGGAAGGGUCGUCUUCACAAUGAGGGCUGUUACAGUAAACUUGUUCGCUCUGCUCUUCCUUUGCGCCCUCGCAAGUGUUUUCUAUGUCUGGAGCGCACUGGAAACCCGUUUGGAGCGACACAAGCGGGGGUUCCUAGUACCGGGCGGAGGGUCUUUUCCCCAAGGUCUCCCAGCGGACCUCUCCGCCAAAACUUUUCGGGCAUUGCUCGCGGUCCCAGCAGCAAAAAGACCGCACUUGGGGGGUAGACUUGAGGCUCACAACCUCACCCAUCAAACUGUCUCUGCAGUUAUUCGAGAUUACCAUGUGAAUGAGGGUAACAAGAGGUCAGCGAGGCUGGAGGGCCCGGUCGAGUUAGGCUCCCCGGUGGAGGAUGGGAUAUUUUGGAGUGAGUGGCUGGAAGAUCUCCUCCCUCUCGGCUUCACGGAGGAAUAUGCUCGGAACUGGCGAGAGAGAGCCAGGACAUACCGAAUAGUGAAGCUGGAGCCUGGAUGCGGCAGGAUAUCCAAUCAGCUCGCCACUUUUGCAGAUGGGACCAAAGCGUGUGUGCGUUACGGGAUAAACGCGGAUCAGGUGCAAGGAGAAACUCUGACAUAUUACCUUGCCAGUUUGCUGGGCAUCACAAACCUGCCUCCUCUAAUACUGUCCCAGCUGAACAGUGACAGUGAACAAUGGGCGGCCGUGCGGACUCGCGUACGUGAUUUACAGUGGAGUGACCGAGCUGUGGUUUCUCUAACUGAGUGGGUCUCCAACCUGACCGGGGUGGUCACACCUGCACCGCUUAGACAGGAGAGCAGCGGGCUGCAUCCUGUGCUUGAGGAGCUCUGGAACAAGACGACGGCAGAGCUGCUGGAGCUAAUGCAGUGGACCGACCUGAUCAUAUUUGACUACCUGACUGCAAACUUCGACAGGCUCGUCAGCAAUCUGUUCAGCCUGCAGUGGGACUCGCGCGUAAUGGAGAGGGACACCAACAACCUCCUCAAAACACCUCGAGGUGAUCUUGUAUUCAUCGACAACGAGGCCGGACUAGUGCACGGAUUUCGGGUCUUAAAUAUGUGGGAGAAAUAUCAUAAUACAGUGAUAAGCUCGGUGUGUGUGUUCAGAAAAAGGACCGCGCAGCGCGUGGCGGAGCUGCACAGGCGCAGAGACUCCAGGAAAAGGCUGCUGGAGCUCUACAGAGACAGCGAGCCUUUGUCUCUCGAAUUAGGAUUUCUCUCAGAUGAGCACGCCGGUGUUCUGCAGGACAGGAUAGACAGAUUAUACAAACACAUUUUGCAUUGCCAAGGCAAGUACAGCCAGCUGUGAACAUUCAGCAUGCACAGGUGAUGGAUUUGUUGUCUGCACAGUAUAACGAGCCUCGCAAAAGCGAUUGGCACACCUGUGUUUAACUGAUGCACAUUAUACAAAAGCUGUCUUGAAUAUCCAGCUGAACUACCUCUUGUGAAUAAAAUGUGUUGCCUACUUUAUAAAUAAGUACAUUUGACACACGUUUAUAAGCUCCCUGGUGAGAUUUUCACUGUACUGUGUGCCUCACAAAGGAAUGACUGAGGCCAGUUUAUCCUCUCCUAGGCUUCUUCACUCCACAGAUGCUUGCUGAAUAGGAAUCAAUGUAAAAGAGUAGGCUAUGUUAGUGACUAUGGUAUUAUAAUGCAGCCUUCAUUUCUGUGUUUGGAUUAUUGCCUUGUGUUCAGUAGUCCCAAUGAGAAACUUCUAAGCCUUAACAUUCAGUAAGUUGACUUUAGAAUACUGUAUUUCUCUUGAUAUCUGGCUCGCUUUUAUAGAUCGUUUGCACAGUACAUUGUCAUAGCAGCACCUGCACUCUUGUAAUUGUGUUGACUGCAUAUUCAGCCUUAAAGUCACAGGUGUAUCAUAUCCAUUGUACAUGUUGUAAAUUGCAAAUAUCAUCUGCCAACCUGUUUUGAAUAUUUGAUGCUCCACUAAUUUAAUGUGCAUUGUAACAUUCCAAAAUCCCUCUCCUUUUCGAUAAAUACACCAUAAUUUAAUUGAACUCUUAUGCAAAUGUGUUUUGUGUGCUGUUUGUACUUAACUGCCUUAUUAGAGCGCAUCAAAUAUUUAAUUAGAUUGUGUAAAGCGCUGGGAUUUUUCAGGCCUCUUUACCUGCCUAUUACAGAGAACUCAUUUUGUUGUGGAAAUAUCUUGUAGUGGCACACUGUUCCCCAGGAGCCAUUCUGUCAACCACAGGCACACCGCAACAGGAAACUCUAAUCCCCUUUAUAAUCGCACAGAAUGAUGAGCUAAAGGAGACUACAUCAUUUGACAUCCUUUGAAAAGGGUUUAACUGUUCACUAACUAUAUGAAAAUAUCCUCCUUUUCCAGAACAGAAGAACGAUUUCACACUAGUAAUAUCAACAGUCAAUCUACAGCCAAGACUGGAGGGCAUAUUGAUUCAGUGUGUUUAGCUGGGAAGUAAGAAAACUCCCUUAGUGUGAGCAUGUGCUGCUCAGAGGCCGAACCCAAAUUAACAAGAGCUUUGGUCUCAGAGGAGAGCGUUGUUUACAGUUUUUCACAGACUGAAUUGUGAAAGGUAUUCAAGAGAAAAAGCAGGAUAUUACUGGAAGGUCAGUUGUAUUAUUUUGCCUUUUGCAGAAAGCUUUUAUCUCACGCUACUCCAUCAAUCUUUCAUUUAACCCUUUUGAAAGCAUGCUUUCCUCAUUAGUUCUGCCACAGGCCAGGCUCUGUGUCUGAUUUCUGCUUCUAGACUUGUGAGCACAUCAGAGGAAAGGUCAAUGAUCAAGCUUUUGAAGAUCUAAUUCUUUCCAGCCUCUGGCUAC